AUGGCCCAAUUCGAAGUCGAAGCUUUCACCCUCCUCGCCCUCGCCAUCGUCGCCAUCGUCCUCCGUGUCGUUGCACGAUGGAGCAUCGCGGGGCCCAAGAACUUCCAGCUCGAUGACUAUCUUAUGCCGCUGGCGGGGGUAGUCUACGGCCUUGAAACAGGCGCCGCGUACUGCGUUGGCGCAUGGUGGAUGGGGCUGGCAAACAACAGCAUGACGGACGCGCAGCGCCUGGAACUCAGCAAACAUCCCGACUCCCAGGAAUACCAUCUGCGCGUUGGCGGGUCGAAGACGCAGGUGCUGGGCUGGUCGCUGUAUACAACCCUGCUGUGGCUGCUGAAGGCUUGCAUGGCGGUCUUCUACGGGCGGUUGACGGCUGGCCUCAUCAACAUGCGCAUGCGCGUGCGCAUCGCAUACGCCAUGAUCGGCGCGACUUAUAUCGCCGUCAUCUGCUCCAUCCUGUUCGGGUGCCACCCCAUGUCCAAGAACUGGCAGAUCUACCCCGACCCAGGCAACUACUGCCAACCCGCAGUAUCAAAGAUCGACGUCUACGUUACGGUGACGCUGAACGUCGCGACGGAUAUCUACCUGCUGAGUAUCCCGAUGCCGAUCCUCUUCAAAGCGCGCCUUCCCAUCCGCGAGAAACUCGAACUCCUCGUCCUCUUCUCCGGCGGAACAUUCGUCAUGGCCGCCGGAAUCCUCCGCUGCGUCCUGAUCGUCACCGCCGGCGCAAACGGCGCCUCCCAAGCGGGCUCCUGGGCGUGCAGGGAGACCUUCGUCGCCGUGAUCAUCGGCAACGCCCCCAUGAUCUACCCGUUCCUGCGGCGGAUCGCAAAACGCGCAGGCCUGUACAUGACGACGCACCGAACGGCGCACUCGCAAUCCUACCCACUCGCUUCAACCGACGACAAAAACGGCAACGGGGGCGGUGGCGGCGGCGGGAAGAGUUUCAUGGGGAUGUCGCAGGCGAGCAAGAAGAAGCGCUUCCGACACCCGCUGUCCAUACCCGAUACGCAGUGGCGCGAUGACUCCGAGACGACUGUUGCUGUUGCGGGCGAGGAGGAGGGCGAUGAGAUGGCGAUGCUGAGUAAGAAGUUCAACCACACGCAGGGACAGUAUGGCAUGGGCGUUGGGACGGGUGGAAGGAUGAGCGUGCAGAGACAGAUGAGCCUCGAGGCGUUCCGGAGCGAUGCCGGGGCCGCCGAGGCGGUUAUUACGAGUGGGACACAUGCGAGUCCGAAGGGGUCGAGUACGUUGGCCUCUAGUCUGGAUUCGAUUCGGGACGAGGAGUUGAGUGGGAUUAAGGUUGUGCGGGAGACGAUUGUUGAGAGGAGGGAUGUUUGA
Molecule: messenger RNA, 1341 nt
Organism: Aspergillus mulundensis
Lineage: Eukaryota; Fungi; Ascomycota; Eurotiomycetes; Eurotiales; Aspergillaceae
Exons: 5
Coding region: 1-1341 (446 amino acids)
Source: RefSeq, a predicted model, not a curated record